AUGGCGAACUCUCCGCCCGCACAAGGCCAAGACACCGCGAUGAUGGAGCGCGCGACGACGACCAGAGGCCUCUGCGAAGAAGACGACUCGCCCACCGGUUCGCCAGUGGCAACUGGUCCCUCCAAAGGCUUCUCAAACGACGCCAAGGCCACAAACAUCGACUCAACAGUGACCUCUUCAGUCGCAAGCUCGACGGCCAGCGACGAUGACUCGGAGGGCGAAGUUCGUCGACCCGUGGGGAGGGCGGCGCGCCGCAUGCUAGGUGGCGAUCGAUCAAGCAAUGGCAGCCAUCAGCAGACAUCUUCAAUGGCGCAGCCGUCGAUGACAGCCACAUUCGAUGCCGACGACGACGAUGAACUCUACACUGCAACCCCGAAGCGCAAUGUGCGAGCGCAGAGCAAGUCGCCGUCUAGCCAAGCGAGUGCGGCACGGUCAACUUUAUUCGUCAGCCCCGCCAGAACAGAGCGGGAGGACAGUGACGAUGACCUUCCGGACCAACCAACUGGGCUCAAGUCAAAGCUUGCGGCGCUUGUGGCAGAAAAGCGCGCCGCGAGGCUUGCGCGAGAAGCAGAGGAAGAGAGCGGACGUGCGGACUCUGCUCACGUUUCAUCAGAUCUGCCGGACGAAAUCGUGCAAGGUUCGCAGGAUCCAUUGGACCCGGAAGUGGAACGCAUCAUGUCCGACGCAGUGAAGCCAACUCGUAAGGCGAGCAAGAGGGCUUUGCUGGAGAUGGAGCGUGAGACGCAACGUAUGGCUCGCCAGCAGGCUCUGGCCCAUCAGAUGAAGACGCGCAAGAAAUUCACGACGAACGACCUCUUCGCCAAAUUCAAUUAUCGCCCUGCAGGACAGCCUGUAGGACAGGUGCUACCAGCGCAGAAUGAUCCCGACACUUCUGCUUCGUCAGCACCCAGCAGCGAUGCGCCCGCGAGAGAACCAUUCAGCACUCCUCCAUCAAGUCCGCCCACCCCACUGGAUCGUCCAACGCCUUUGGAGCGUCAGAGAGCGCUUGUCGAGCAAGGUGCUUUAAGCAAGAUGCAGCCCGUUCGCGAGGACCGCCUGCCUACUGUGAUGGAGAUGCCCAACGAAGACGAGCUUCCCGACAUCGCUGAUAUCUUCAGCUCGGCCCGCAAAGUGAAGAGAGCCGAAGUACGACCGAUCAUGGCAAUGCCUAGUCCCUCAAAGGCGGCUCCAAAGAAGGGCCUUAAGGUUGCACGUCUCGGCAAGAAUGCCGUCCCUCCUGCAGCUAGCGAAAGCAGUGACGAUGACUUGGAAAUCGUCAAGGAGAUGCCUCAUCACUUGAGUGUAUUCGACAAGGCCAAAGGAACCCUGAAGCGACAGCAUGCAGAUUCGGCUGCCAUUCACAGGCUCAAGCACCUGGCGCAUGUUGGCAUGGAUGAUUCCCGCACCGCCAGCCGCAAGAACGGCAAAGCUCAGCGCCUUAUUGGUGCACAAGCCUUGGAGCAGCAGCUUCGCUUGAGAGCCAAAGAGCAAGCUCGAGCUGAGCAACUUGAGCGGAUCGCGGAACUCAAAGCGAAGGGGAUCGAGGUACAGACUUCCGAGGAGCAUGAGCGUGAGCAAGAGAUGUUCGAGAACUUGCUCGAGAAGGCCAGGUUGGAGGCAGUCGAGCUUCGAAAGGCUGAGAAGAAUGCUACCAAGGGCGAAAAUGGUGGAGCAGCUGCAAGCGACGAUGAGAGCGAGGAUGAGGAUUACGUCGACGGCUCCGGAAGCGAGGGCGAUGGACGUGACAACAAUGACAUGGUCGACGAUAUUGCCGACGAAAGCGAAGACGAGGACGAGGAGGAUGGCAGUGACAGCGCAAGUGACAAUGGCGAAGAGGAAGCAGAGAUCGACAAUCCUGCAGAAGCGAUGGGCGAUGCUGGAAGUGAAGAGGUCGUUGAGGCUACAAAUGGAGAGCUUCUCACACAAGCAAGCCCAGAACAGACUCCUAUGAUUGGACGAAAGCCACGAAAGUCUCGCAUCAUCGUGGACGACGAAGACAGUGAUGGCGACGUCCCUCGGCAGCUGCCAAACGCUACUCCGACUGCGACUUCGACCCAGGCUGAUCCAUUUGCGGCCUUCGGUUUCGGUGCUGCAAAGCCUGCUAGCUCGUUGAUGAGCCCAACACAGAUGUUCAAUGCCACGAUGCAGACGCCUACCCAAAUUACUCAACAGGACUCGCUGGAUGUUCUCAAUUGCCUUGUACCGCCAACAUCGUCAUCUCUCCCACCCGUGUCACUGGACUAUGGGGCACAAACAUUCGACGAUACACAAGUCAGCAUGAUUCCAGGCAGUCAGGUCGAAAGCCAGCCAAUCAAGCUAGCAUGGGAGACGCAACCACCAGAGACGCCUCUUCAGACCAUGAAGAGAGGUAGUUCCAAUCUGACUUUGGCAACUCCAGGGUGGGAGCCGUCGCAGGAUGCAGGUCUGCCCGAGACCUGGCAGGCCAACGCUGGACUAGAGCGAGAAGACACCUUAGACUCUGCAUCGGCCCACGAUACACAGUCAACAGUGCGCCUUCGCAUCAGCGAGUCGCCAGCCGCGAUCGCCACCAAGCGCAACCGUCUUGUGCGCGGUAGGCGAGUCGCAGUUGAGGAGAGUGACGGGGACGACGAUACUGCUCCAGUAAAGUCAUCAAAGCUAGAAAAGAAGAAUGCUUUUCGUGAAAUGGCUCGCAAGCGUAGGGAAGCACUCACCGAGGCUGAGCGGGCGGAAGCCGAACGAGAAGCCAAGGAAAUGAUGGAGGAUCAGGCCGAGGAAUCCGAAGACGAAUAUGCAGGCCUUGGAGGUGACGACUACGUUGCGCCUGAGACGGACCAGGACCGAGAAAUGAUCGAUUCGAGUCAUGUUGAGGUCGAUGAGCGACAGCUUGCUGCACACUUUGCAGAGCGACAACGUGCCGAAGAUGAAGCUGGCGCCAACAAGUUGCUGAGAGACCUGCAGACUGGCGCUUUGAGGAGGAAGCAGGCCAACAUGUUCGACCUGGAUGACGAUGAAGACGAUCUUGCAGUCCGGCGGCGACAAAUGAGACAGCGCGAGGAGGCUAGGAAGAGAAAGCUCCUGCUUCAAGACGAUAACAUUGCUGGCCUGGCAGAGGGCAAGCAGAGCAAGGGCAAGGAUGCCUUCUUGCGGGCCAUUGCUGAUGACGACGAUCGGGACGACGACGCUCUAGACCUCUCAGAUGGAGAUGAAGAGGAGCAGACGAGUCAAUCCGAUAGCCAAGCUUCGCAGCAGCCCACAGAGACGAGUGCACCACUGCGAGAAGUCAGUGUUAACAACAUGAAGCGUCGUCGCGAUGUGGAUUCGCACGAGCGUCCAUCCGCCAACAAGCGUCGUACGAACACCUCUGCAUUCAAGGCUCCGACUUCUCUCCUAGAAGUGAAGCAGUCCGUCAGUUUCUUGCUCGACGAACCCAACAUUCCCAUGGCUGCUCCGAAAUCUCUGGACAACAACUCCGAUUCCGAGCAGGAGGAUGGAGAGACAGCACAGCACGACGACGAAGACGACCAAGUUCGCGCAAUGGAAGAAGAAUCCUCCCGUCAGAACGACGGAGGCUUCGCUCCCGACCGCAUCGCCAUGCCACCACCUAGACUCCCAGCAUCACAACGCCGCACCCCAGCCGUCGUCGACCGCCUAUCCCUCAAGCGCGUCCCAAGCGCCACCGACAGCGCCCACUCACGCACCGCAUGGGCAGCCCCUGCCGGCGGCGGCGGCUUCAAAGUUCCAUCUCUUCUCCGCCGCGCUACAACCAACACUGCUACUAACGAUCGUGGCGUGACGACUUCCUUGUCCCGCGAGAACAGUACCGGUAUCAGCGGUGUCAAGAUUGGCGGCAGCAAGAAGAGCAGUCUGGCAUACCAGGCUCGCGAAGGCGAGAGGCGUGCUAUCGUCGAAGCUAGUAGCAAGAGGAGGGCGGAGAAUACUGCUCGUAUUGCUCAACUUCGUCGCAAUGCUAGUGGGGGUGUUGGAAAGGGUUUUGCUGGCAGGUUCGAGUGA
Messenger RNA from Pseudocercospora fijiensis CIRAD86, 3993 nucleotides. RefSeq lists its product as uncharacterized. The transcript has a single exon. The record is from RefSeq and is a predicted model, not a curated record. Gene Ontology annotation, molecular function: anaphase-promoting complex binding. Gene Ontology annotation, biological process: activation of protein kinase activity; mitotic DNA replication checkpoint signaling; mitotic G2 DNA damage checkpoint signaling. The coding region runs from base 1 to 3993 and encodes 1330 amino acids. NCBI's taxonomy places the organism in Eukaryota, Fungi, Ascomycota, Dothideomycetes, Mycosphaerellales, Mycosphaerellaceae.